This is a messenger RNA of Colletotrichum navitas, 1223 nucleotides long. Its product is annotated as Caleosin related protein-domain-containing protein. Gene Ontology annotation, molecular function: calcium ion binding; monooxygenase activity. The transcript has 5 exons. Bases 230 to 1138 code for a protein of 302 amino acids. The record is from RefSeq and is a predicted model, not a curated record. NCBI's taxonomy places the organism in Eukaryota, Fungi, Ascomycota, Sordariomycetes, Glomerellales, Glomerellaceae.
AUCUCACAUGCGCUGCUACCAUUGAAUCCUCGAGGAGUGCAUCUCACAAUGAUGGGUGAAUGAUGUCACGUAGCACACUUUGUCAUGAUGUCACUCAACAAACAUGAGCCACAUUCAACCAGUGACUCGCCCAACGGAAGAGAAUGGUUAAAUACCAUGGCUUGUCUUGAUCGACCCCCCGCACUUCGCCUCAACUAACAAAAGGUUUCUGAAGGUUGAUCAGAUCUCAAUGGCCCGUAUCGAACAGUCAGACUAUAAGAUGGACCAGCUCUCAAAUGGACAUGCUCCUGAGUUUAAACCCGCCAAAAAGGCGCCGCGAACCGACCGCAAAGUGAAGUCGGUAUCAAAUGACGACGGGCCAGGCUUUACGACGGCGGUACCUAUGUGCCCGAUUACCUAUCAUCGCCCGCCUGCCGUCAAUGCUGGCAAGGCCAUCGACUCCCCUGGAGUUGCUCACGCCAAUCGCGCACCAUCUGUGGAUAAGCCGCACGGCAGUGUGGAAUACUCAGAGAAAUACAAUAACUACACGGUGCUGCAACAGCACGUGAUGUUCUGGGAUCGCAACAACGACGGCGUCAUCACUCCGAUUGACGUUUGGGUCGGCUUCCGAGACUUGGGUUUCAAUCUUGCCACUUGCCUGUUAGCUGCGACGGUGAUUCCUUUCGCGUUUUCAUACGGCACUGUCAUGCAGUAUUCCUACAUUCCGGACCCCUUUUUCCGACUCUAUGUCGGCGGCAUGCACAAGGCAAAGCACGGAUCCGACUCUGGGAUCUACGAUAGCGAGGGUCGAUUCGUUCCACAGCGAUUCGAAGACGUCUUUGCAAAUUGCAGUGCCCGACAAGAUGAUACCCUAACACUGGGUGAAGUGUUUGGCUUGAUGAGCAAAAACCGAUGUGCCGUUGAUCCAUUUGGCUGGUCGGCAUCAUUUUUUGAGUGGGUUACCACCUGGAUGCUGCUAGCAAAAGACGGCAAAAUCCACAAAGAGGACCUCAGACGAGUUUAUGAUGGCUCUCUCUUCUGGGAGAUCCGGGACAAGAGACAUUCUGGAAAAGGCUGGCAUCAAGGCUGGGGAAUUGGGGGCGAUUGGUUUCUAGGCGAUCGACCUAGGUUGAACCCUUAUAAUAAGCUCCCGAACUAGUGUUGAAUCUUAGGUAUCAAAAAUGGCAUUCGGGGUUAUAGAAACUUUGUAAUGUUCAACAUAUGAUCCUCGAGCACAUGACCAA